AUGGAUUUCAACAAGCCAGACACGGUUUUGAAUUUGCAAAACAUCAGAGAUGAAUUGGUCAAGAUGGAAAAUACCAUCAUCUUUAAUUUCAUCGAAAGGUCUCACUAUCCGACUUGCCCAUCGGUAUAUAAAAAAAAUCAUCCUGGGCUUGCCAUUCCAGAAUUUGACGGUUCUUUCCUAGACUGGGCUUUGUUGCAUAUGGAAAUGGCUCACUCUCAAUUGAGAAGGUUUGAAUCUCCAGAUGAGACUCCAUUUUCCCCAGAUAAGAUCUUAAAACCUAUCUUGCCUAGCAUCAACUAUCCACAGGUCUUGGCUACUUAUGCCCCUCAGGUCAACUACAAUAACAAGAUCAAACAUAUUUAUGAAAGUGAAAUUGUGCCGUUGAUCUCCAAAUUUGAUGGUGACCAAGCAGAAAAUUAUGGAUCAGUUGCUACUAGGGACAUCGAAUGCCUACAAAGUUUAAGUAGACGUAUUCAUUUUGGUAAGUUUGUUGCAGAAGCCAAGUUUCAAGCAGAUAAGGAUUUAUAUACCAAGAUGAUCCUGGAAAAGGACGUCCAGGGAAUCAUGGCCAAUAUCACAAAUGCCGCCGUUGAAGAAAAGAUACUUCUCAGGCUGACUACUAAGGCUGAAGUUUAUGGUGUGGAUCCUACAAAUAAAGAAGGUGAAAGAAGAAUCACUCCAGAGUAUUUGGUCAAGAUUUACAAAGAAAUUGUCAUCCCAAUCACCAAAGAGGUCGAGGUUGAAUAUCUGUUGAGGAGGCUUGAGGUCGACGCUUAG
Messenger RNA from Torulaspora delbrueckii, 777 nucleotides. RefSeq names its product chorismate mutase ARO7 (gene ARO7). NCBI's taxonomy places the organism in Eukaryota, Fungi, Ascomycota, Saccharomycetes, Saccharomycetales, Saccharomycetaceae. Gene Ontology annotation, molecular function: chorismate mutase activity. The record is from RefSeq and is a predicted model, not a curated record. Bases 1 to 777 code for a protein of 258 amino acids. Gene Ontology annotation, biological process: chorismate metabolic process; aromatic amino acid biosynthetic process. The transcript has a single exon. Gene Ontology annotation, cellular component: cytoplasm.